AUAGAAAAACUGUAAACAUAACAUAUUAUUGGGUAGUAGUUCACACAAAAUCAAUCCACUGUUAUCGUCAUCAUUCGUGAUCUGUAGCUUGAGAGGUGCGCGUGUUCGAAUAUGUUACACAAGUUCUUUCUAAUUAUCACAUUAAUAUGUAUGACAAGAUGCGAGUAUUCUUCUCUAUCUUACUCGAUGGAAAAUUUGUAUGCAGUACUUGAUCAGACAACAGAAUACUUUAAAAAUUUCACUAAUGAAUAUAAAAUAUUAAAUACUGACAGUUCAAAUAAUAUUAAUAAUGCAAUUGAUAAAUAUAUGGAAAAUGCGACUAAAACGAUCCUUCAGAGAAUUAAGCGACAAAAAAGGAGUCUUCAAAAUUUGCAACCCAGUAAAGAUGACGUGAAGGUACUAGAAGGUUUUGAAGAGGCUUCAUCCUUCAAUCUACCGGACUUUCAGGACAUAGCUUUCUUUUCUAUACGAGAUGAACAUCAGCAAUUGCUUUGGCUUGCAGCAGCUGUUCAUUCCUCAAAUAUAUUGCUUUAUCAAUUCGUUGAUAAUAAAGCACAAGUCGUGGGGACGCAUCCUCUGUUCGAUGGAAAACGGAUAAUCGUCAGCAAUUAUAGUGCUGGUACACUUAUAGUCGUGCAAAAGGGCACCGAUGGUAUCGUCGUCCUGCGCCUGGGAAAGAACAAGAACAGGGAUUAUGAAUUACAAUUCAAACAAGAAUUCGAGAUUGCCGGAGUGACGCACGCGAAUAUGUGGCUUGGAAUGAAUCAGUUAUAUUUAGGAAUCGCAUCAGAAACAAAGAUAUUCAUAUACGUGUGGCUCGGAGAACAUUUCGACAAGACCGAGACCCUAGGCUUCGGAGCAAGAAAGUUAUUGCCCUUCCUAAACAAGAGCUUCAUGCACGUCGCGAUUGUAGGAUCUCUCACCAAGAUACUCCGCUUCUCCGUGCGUUCCAACAAAUUUGUAGAGAUGCAGAGAUUGCAUUACGCUGAAGACGUCGGCUCGUUUUACUUCAAGGCGGGCCACUUCGAAGAGCGUUUCCUGGCUUUGGCCGGUAACGAUUCUACAAUUUUGUACAAGGAAAUGUACGGUCGCUUCGUGCCGUUCCAAAGGAUCCCUUCGGCGACGUAUAUUCAUUCCCUGGCGAUCGGGAACACCAUCGUUCUUCUCUUCGCGGAGGAGGAUGCUGUGGAAAUUUAUCAGUACAACGGCUGGAGAUUUCUUAAGUCGCACACGAAACAGUUGUCUAACACACGUCAAAUUCGUCGAAUUCACUCGUAUAGAAACGAAGAUGUACUGGUGAUACAAGAUCAAGACAGGGAAUGGAAGUUCCUGAGACCCGUUUGGGCCACGAAGAAGACGUGGAAAUCCUUACAGCACGAAAUAGCAGUUUGGUGUUCGGAGAUCAAGCGAAAGAUAGCACAAAGAACUUUGGAAAAAAUCCCAGAGUCAAGGAACCUUGUGAUCUCGAAUGCACACAUCGGUCAACUUCAUGUUCAAAACCUAAACAAUUAUAAUGCGGAGGAGUUGGUCCAUCUGACACGACAAUACAAUGAUACAAUCGCUAAAUUAAAUGCGGCAAAAAAUCUUCUGGCGCAAACAAGUGAAAAUAUCAAUAAAGAAUCCAAGCGUAUAAUUUUAUAUGGCAAAAAGAUUACUGUCAAGUGUAAGACCUCUUGCCAUAUUCAUCGUAUUGUUAUGGACGACGAAAUUAAACCUGCUAUUAAAUAUGUAAACUCAGAAGCUGCCAGUCAGACUCUAGAGUUUGCCAAUCUAAAAGUGAAAGCGAUAAACGAUUGGAAAUGUCCCAUUCCUAAUUUUAAUUUAGAUGAUAUAUCUGUAAAAGAAUCUAUCAAUGGAAUACUGAUGCAGGAUCUACAAGAAAAAACAUUAAAGACUUCAGGAGAUCAAGAAGUUUCAGGUGUACAUAUCUUCGCCAAUUUACACGCGACAAAUGCUUCGAUCCCGUUGAACAUCGCGACGAAUAGCACCCGACAAAUAAUAUGGAUGAAGGAGGCAAGAGUGAAAGAGCUACAUCUAACCGAGGAUGAAUUCUUCUUGCCGUUGAAUGGUUCCACGACUGUAAUGAAAGGUUCGAUAACUGCUUCAAAAGUGAGAGUUACCGGACUUGUCGCACUGAAUGGUGGAAUAAAAGGCAAAGGUUUCGAGAAAUUAGCGCCUCUGAAAUAUGUUUCUGAUCCCUUGACUCUAUACGGCAAUCAUUUUGUGCAAAACGUCACCUUCAGCAACCUCGUCAAGGUCGAAGAUAUCGUUCGGACUCGCGGACCGUCACUGAAAGAGAUCUUAGAAAAUCGCGUACCGCUAAAUUCUAAUGUAUCGGUGCACUUAAUAUUAUCCAGUGAUAAAACGCAAUGGAGCAACGUGACUUUAUGGGACUACGCGAAUUGGGUAACGAAGAAUUCUACUGAGACUGUCGUUAUUUCUGGUGCAAAAUUCACGAACAACAGUAUAGUUUUGACAAACGCUACGUAUGCAAAUCUCCCGACUCCAAAAUUGAUGGUACCUUUAUGUGCUACGGAAGUCGUUACUCCAGAAAUUAGCACCACUUCUGUGACGCUGGACGAUUUAAUUGUGAAAAAUUUAAAUGUUUCGCACGUAAUCGGAGCUUAUAACUUGAACACGACCGUCUUCAAUCCAGUAUCAGCUUUACAUACCAUUGAUUUUACAAAGAAGUUAUUUACGGGUCGCGUUUUCGUCAAGAAUAUUUCAGCGUCGAAAAUUGAGGGAACAGAUCUAAGAGAUUUGAACAUUCAAAUGAACGAAUGGGUGGACAUAAAUCGUCUCAAAGGACCGAUAAAUAUUGAGAAGCUGGAUAUUAACAAUCUUGAAACGCCAGCCUAUUUAAAUCUCUCUUUACCUACGAGAGUGAAGAACGUAAUCGUAAAAGCGGAUAGCGAUAUCGAAAAAAUUAAUAACAUUAAAAUACAAUCUUUCAUGGAGAGUAUUGUAAAAGUGAAUGACGUAAUAUCCUUCGAACACGUGACAUUCGCCAACGGUUUUACAUCAAAUCACAUAUAUGCUUCCCGUUCGACAUUAAAUCUUUCCAAUUUAAAUGCACAUCCCGAUCUGCAUUCAAAACAGAUCGCCACGACAUUGGAAACAGAUGGAAUAAAUGUGCCUCAGACUUUCGAUUAUAUCGCGAGCGAUAUACCGUCGACAUUUAUUAUACAAGGAUCAGUUAAAUUCUCAACAGAACCAGUUGUGCAAAAUGUACAAGAUGUGAAUCUCAAACAAUUAUCCAAGGACAUAUGGAUGGCAAACGAGGAUACUGUCCUCUCUGGUAGCAUACACAUUAAUAAUAUAACUUUAAGAGCAGAUGUUAUGAUGCGGAAUCCUGAAAAUGCAUUGAAUGUAAAAAUGUGGUCGGAGCUGUCGGGCAAAUUGCUGAGUAAAACGAAAGAACAGCGUAUUACUGUAACUUCGUCGUUUAAAAAUGUUGAAGUGUCUGCUAUUGUAGCAUCGAAUAAUGCGACUCUUGAGUCUUCGGAUGUUAACUUGAAGGAUAUGCUAACUAAUUCCUUGAUGAGAGAUCAAGCACAAAUCGUGGAUGCUGCGUGGAACUUUGAAGAAUUGACGAUAAAUAACUUCAAUAACUGGGAUGGCAAACUCAAUGGAAUCGAUUUGAAUAAGGACGUCGUUAAACGAGACGCGAAACAGAAUGUUAUCACCGGAAAGAAGACGAUUUCAAAUUUAAAAACUACAGAUCUCUGGUCGCUAAAUAUAAAUUUCUCCAACUUGGUUAGCAACGCUUUAACUGAAAACUGUCAGAAACUAACAACAGUUAAAGGUCGAAAGACCUUUAACAACAUCGUCUUGAAUAAUUUGAGCAUCAAAGGUGCGAUUAUGGGUCGCAAGGUCGAAGAUGCAUUACUGAAAUCCGGAGACCAGACAUUGUUCGGAAUCAAGAAGAUACGAGGCCAACUUAACGCGCCUGCUCUUAUUAUUGAUGGCACCGUGAAUGACGUGAAUCUCACGGAAUUGACAAAUAAUCAAAUGAAGAAGCACAAAGCGGUGCAAAUAAUAAACAGUACGUUCGAUUUCAGAAAUGAUGUUGAAGUUUUCGGAAAUGUUACAAUCAGCGGACUCUACGAAGGGACAGAUUUAUCGAACAUUAAUAAUCAGAAUAAAAUAGACGCCGUUUUCGAUAGAAUAACCAAAGCUGUGGAAUUGGCAGAGGGCAUAACAUUUGUAUUGCAAAAUCGUGCAGUUUAUAUAAAUAAAUUUGAAGUGGUAGAUGAGGAUGUAUUAAAUAUCCUUUCUAGCACUUUUAAUAUUGAGAGUGCGAUAGAUCUGAACAGUACUUGUCUUUGUGAGUCAGAAAAUAAUUCCUCGCUUUGCAACGACACGAAAUUAUUCGACAUUGUCACCGGUACAAAUUCCAGCAUGUUUAUAACGAAGAAAUUAGUGCCGCUAAAUAAUACGGUAUUCGCAGUAAUGAUGUCGUCAGAUUUUAUCUGGAUUUAUUCGUAUACUGCUGCAGAGGAACAAUUUUAUCGUGAAGCAGAAUUAUACAUGCCUGGCAUAGUUGAAGCAUCUGUGGAACCAAUCAAUAAUUCAAUAUGGAUUAUUUUGCGACUGUCGCAACAAACCUUGAUAUUACGUUAUCAAAUGUGGAAGGAACUCGAGCGAUACGUUUUGCCAGGUUCGAAUUCGUUUGUGAUCAGUAAGACACCGAACAAUCAACAUCUGCUAAUACGAUCUGACGGUAUGUGGAAUCUCGAAGGAGUCUCUCAGCCUGAACAUAUUUUUAAAAUGCAACUGGAUGGAAAAAUAAACACUUUCGCUCUCGGUGCUGAUUAUUACGUUAAAGCAACAACAGCUAAUAACACGACUGUUUUAAAAGCGCGAUAUGUAGGUAAUUAGUUUGUGUAAUUUCUUAGUAAUUCUUGCAAAUGAGUUUAAUUGCGAGCUCAAGAAACGCGAGCGUGUAUAUAUGUAUAUGUGUAUAUACUAUAUAUAGUAAAUAUGUUUUACAUUUAUAUUAUUCUUAAUCGUGCAAAUCGAAAAUCAGAAAAACUUAUAGAUAUAUGUACGUUAAUUAGUUAAGUAUUUAUCAUAGAUAAAUACUUCAGCAAAAAUAUAUUGAAUUGCAAUGCAUCAAAUCAUUUAUAGUUAUUUUAUUUUCACAAGUGUUAAUAAACAGAUGAAAAGGUGAGUUGUAGAGAUCAGCACCAAGAUUUUUAAGCUAAUUUCUGGCUGUCAUAAUUGUCGAAAUUGUCGCCUAAGAGAGAAAAAAGUUUUGCCGUUCCAUUUGAUAAUAUGAUAUAUGUAAUUAAUUCUAAUAGCAUACUUUUGCGGCGUCUUUAAGGAUUGUUACGUCCUCAGUUGUAUGCGAUUUGUAGUCAUCGAUCCUUCUUUUCUCGAUUUUCAGCUGCUUCUGAAAAUCGGUUACUCGUAAUCUUGCGCGACAUUACUUAUAUCUAUAUUCUUUUUAAUUCUAUAGAUUUAAUUUGCGAAACCUAACCGAGUCGACACGUUUGAUGUCAAUUAUACAUUGUAAAGUUCGGUUAAUCUUGCAAUUAAAUGUGCGAUAAAAAGCGCGUGUACGUCAAGUAGAUUAUUAAAAGUGUUCUACGCAACAUUAGCGUGACGUACGAUGAAAACGACACUAAGAGAUGCUUGGACCUAUGAAGAACGUUUAAAAAUAACGAUCGUACAAAGUUCUCCGUUUGUGCCGGUUCUCUGCUCGCGAACUUCUCCUCAUAUCUCUUUCGUUCCUCGAUCGCGUGAUUCAACGCAAUCUGUUCCGCGGAGGUGAGCACCAGGAGACGCGGAUCCACGGCGAUCCAAUCGCUCUGGACGAUUUGAUCCAAACGCCAGCGUUUAGACACGUCCGGCUCGAGCAUAUUAUUCACGAGCUUCUUCACAAGAUCAGUUACAUUGUCCUUGAUUUUACUGCGAAAUUUCCAUUUGCGCGCUAUCUGCAGCUCGUACAGACGCUUUAUGUUAUUCUCGUCGAACGGCACGGCCUUGUUCAGUAAUAUGUACAGGAUCACGCCCAAUGACCAAAUAUCGGAUAUCUUGGGAUUAUAGGGAUAGGCGCGAAGGAUUUCCGGUGCCACGUAUAACAGCGAACCGCAAUACGUAUCGCUUAGAACACGCUUACCCCGACUGUCGAUCGCGUAACGGGCGAAGCCGAAGUCUGCCAGUUUCACAUUAUAGUUGGAUGUCACGAGGACGUUCUCGCAUUUGAUGUCGCGAUGCGCUAUCUCCAUCUCAUGUAGAUACUGAAGGCCUGAAAAAAUAUAUUAGAUAUUGAGCAAUA
Molecule: messenger RNA, 6283 nt
Organism: Nylanderia fulva
Lineage: Eukaryota; Metazoa; Arthropoda; Insecta; Hymenoptera; Formicidae
Source: RefSeq, a predicted model, not a curated record